UAGGACUUCAUGCUAAAUCAGAUCAAAUUAUUUACGAUACCAACUGAUAUCUCUUGGCUUUCUCUUUGUGUAGCUGUGUGAGUUUUGUGUGCGAUAUGUAAGCCGCACUGGAGAACACAGUGUUUUAGGGACCACAUUCGGUGAUAAACAGCCAGUGGAUAAGCGAGUGGUUGAAACUUCCGCCCGUGGAAGGCGAUUAUCGUCGCGACGUUGUUUUGCCUUGAACAGUUCUUGAAAUAAUAAUAAUAUCCAUUUUGGUGAGAAGUGCGUGAGUUUUGACUGCCCUCGAAAUGCGAUAUCCGCUGCUCCUGCUGCAGCUGCUCGGCCUGGUCCUCCUCUAUUCCGGAGGAGUCCAGUCCGCCUACUGCCCCACCGGAUGCAACUGCCUGGAGCGAACCGUGCGCUGCAUCCGCGCCAAACUCAACGCCGUGCCCAAAGUGCCCCAGGAUACCCAAACGCUAGAUUUGCGUUUCAAUCACAUCGAGGAGCUGCCGGCCAACGCGUUCAGUGGUCUCGCCCAGCUGACGACGCUCUUCCUCAAUGACAACGAGCUGGCUUACCUGCAGGAUGGGGCACUCAAUGGACUGACGGCGCUGAGGUUCCUCUAUCUGAACAAUAAUCGGCUAAGCCGCUUACCCACGGCCAUCUUCCAGCGAAUGCCACGCCUGGAGGCGAUUUUCCUGGAGAACAAUGACAUUUGGCAGCUGCCCGCCGGCCUCUUUGACAACUUGCCGCGUCUGAAUCGCCUGAUCAUGUACAACAACAAGCUGACCCAACUGCCCGUGGAUGGUUUUAAUCGGCUGAACAACUUGAAGCGCCUGCGACUCGACGGCAAUGCCAUCGACUGCAAUUGUGGCGUCUACUCGCUCUGGCGCCGCUGGCACCUGGAUGUCCAGCGUCAAUUGGUGUCCAUAUCGCUCACCUGCUCCGCUCCCCAGUUGCUUCAACAUCAGGGAUUCUCCAGCCUGGGCGAGCAUCACUUCAAGUGCGCCAAGCCGCAGUUUCUGGUGGCUCCCCAAGAUGCCCAAUCCUCGGUGGGGGAGCAGGUGGAGCUGAGCUGCGAGGUCAGCGGCCUGCCACGCCCCCAGAUCACGUGGAUGCACAACACCCAGGAGGUGGAGAUUGAAGAGGAGCCACCGAGGAGGGCGGAGAUCCUGCCCAGCGGCAGUCUGCUCAUCCGCAGUGUGCAGCCCAGCGACAUGGGCAUCUAUCAGUGCGUGGCUAUCAAUGAGAUGGACGAACUGCGCUCCCAACCUGUCCGCCUGGUAGUUAAUGGCGCUAGCCACCCACUCGAUUCGCCUCUGGAUGCCCGCAGCAAUCAGGUGUGGGCGGAGGCGAAGCCAUCAUCGGAAUCACCAUUACCAUCGCCACCGCACUUCACCCACCAGCCACGCGACCAAAUUGUGGCCCUCCAUGGCUCCGGACACGUGCUCCUCGAUUGCGCCGCCUCCGGCUGGCCACAGCCGGACAUACAAUGGUUCGUCAAUGGCCGCCAACUCUUGCAGUCGACGCCCAGCCUCCAACUGCAGGCGAAUGGCAGCCUCCUCCUGCUGCAGCCCACCCAACUCUCCGCCGGCACGUAUCGCUGCGAGGCUCGCAAUUCUUUGGGCAGCGUCCAGGCCUCGGCCCGCAUCGAACUGAAGGAAUUGCCCGAAAUUUUAACUGCCCCGCAAAGCCAAACAAUCAAACUGGGCAAGGCCUUUGUGCUGGAGUGCGAUGCCGAUGGCAAUCCGCUGCCCACCAUCGACUGGGAGUUCAAUGGCGUUCUGCUGGCGGAAAAUACGCCCCAGCUGCAGUUGGAAAAUGAGAACACCGAACUGGUGGUGAGUUCGGCCCGCCAGGAGCAUGCCGGUGUCUAUCGCUGCAUUGCGAGGAAUGAGAACGGUGAGUCGAGCAUGGAGGCCACCAUCACUGUGGAACGGUCGCAAUCGCCACCGCAUAUCGCCAUCGAGCCCACCAAUUUGGCGGCCAUUACGGGCACCACCAUCGAGCUGCCCUGCCAGGCCGAUCAGCCGGAGGACGGACUGCAGAUUACUUGGCGCCACGAUGGCCGGCUCAUUGAUCCGAAUGUGCAGCUGACGGAGAAAUAUCAAAUAAGCGGCGCCGGCAGUCUCUUCGUCAAGAAUGUGACCAUCCCCGAUGGCGGACGCUACGAGUGUCAGCUGAAGAAUCAGUUUGGCCGCGUUUCCGCUUCCGCCCUCGUUACCAUCAGAAACAAUGUGGAUCUGGCGCCAGGAGAUCGUUACGUACGCAUUGCCUUCGCAGAGGCCGCUAAAGAAAUCGACUUGGCCAUCAACAACACCCUGGACAUGCUCUUCUCCAAUCGAUCCGAUAAGGCUCCACCCAACUAUGGUGAACUGCUGAGGGUUUUCCGCUUUCCCACCGGCGAAGCCAGGCAAUUGGCGCGAGCGGCGGAGAUCUACGAAAGAACUUUGGUGAAUAUCCGGAAACACGUUCAGGAGGGUGAUAAUCUGACCAUGAAGAGCGAGGAGUACGAGUUCAGGGAUCUGCUAUCCAGGGAGCACCUGCAUCUGGUGGCGGAGCUAUCGGGUUGCAUGGAGCACCGUGAGAUGCCAAAUUGCACGGAUAUGUGUUUCCAUUCGCGAUACAGGAGUAUCGAUGGUACUUGUAAUAACCUACAGCAUCCCACGUGGGGAGCUUCACUCACUGCCUUUAGGAGAUUGGCGGAACCCAUUUAUGAGAAUGGUUUCAGCAUGCCCGUAGGUUGGACCAAGGGUAUGUUGUAUUCGGGUCAUGCGAAACCGAGUGCACGGUUGGUUUCCACUUCGAUAGUGGCCACCAAAGAGAUUACCCCCGAUGCCAGGAUCACGCACAUGGUGAUGCAAUGGGGUCAGUUCCUCGAUCACGAUCUGGAUCAUGCCAUACCCUCGGUGAGUUCGGAGAGUUGGGAUGGCAUCGAUUGCAAGAAGAGCUGUGAGAUGGCGCCACCCUGCUAUCCCAUCGAGGUGCCUCCCAAUGAUCCCAGGGUACGAAAUCGUCGUUGCAUUGAUGUUGUGAGAUCCAGUGCCAUUUGUGGUUCCGGGAUGACCUCCCUCUUCUUCGACAGCGUUCAACAUCGCGAGCAAAUCAAUCAGUUGACCUCGUAUAUAGAUGCUUCCCAGGUCUAUGGUUAUAGUACGCCCUUUGCCCAGGAACUCAGGAACCUGACUUUCCAAGAGGGUUUACUUAGGGUGGGGGUUCACUUUCCCAAGCAAAAGGACAUGCUACCCUUUGCGGCGCCCCAGGAUGGCAUGGAUUGUAGGAGAAACCUGGAUGAGAACCAGAUGAGUUGCUUUGUCUCGGGAGACAUAAGGGUAAAUGAGCAGGUGGGCCUGCUGGCCAUGCACACCAUUUGGAUGAGGGAGCACAAUAGGAUAGCCAGGAAGCUGAAGGAAAUCAAUUCCCACUGGGAUGGUGAUACUUUGUACCAGGAAUCCCGUAAGAUAGUCGGUGCCCAGAUGCAACAUAUCACUUUCAAGCAGUGGUUACCCCUGAUAAUUGGUGAGAGUGGCUUGAAGAUGAUGGGUGAGUACAAGGGUUACGAUCCCCAAGUGAAUCCCAGUAUAGCCAAUGAGUUUGCCACGGCUGCCUUGAGAUUUGGUCACACUAUUAUCAAUCCUAUACUGCAUCGCUUGAAUGAGAGUUACCAGCCCAUUCCCCAGGGUCACCUGCUCCUCCACAAGGCCUUCUUUGCCCCCUGGCGUUUGGCUUAUGAGGGCGGAGUGGAUCCCCUGAUGAGGGGCUUUCUGGCUGUGCCGGCCAAGUUGAAGACCCCCGAUCAGAACCUCAAUACGGAACUCACCGAGAAGCUAUUCCAAACAGCUCAUGCUGUAGCCUUGGAUCUGGCUGCCAUAAAUAUCCAGCGGGGCAGGGAUCACGGAAUGCCGGGCUAUAAUGUCUACCGGAAGCUUUGCAAUCUUACAGAGGCCCAGACCUUCGAUGAUCUAGCAGGUGAGAUCAGCAACGCAGAGAUACGCGGGAAGAUGAAGGAUCUCUAUGGGCAUCCGGAUAAUGUGGAUGUUUGGUUGGGUGGGAUACUAGAGGAUCAGGUGGAGGGUGGCAAGGUGGGUCCCCUCUUCCAGUGCCUCCUGGUCGAACAAUUCAAACGCCUGCGGGAUGGCGAUCGUUUGUACUACGAGAAUCCUGGGGUCUUCUCACCCGAGCAGCUAAGCCAAAUCAAACAGGCCAACUUUGGUAGAGUUUUAUGCGAUGUGGGUGAUAACUUCGAUGAGGUAACCGAGAAUGUGUUCAUUUUGGCCAAACAUCAGGGUGGCUACAAGAAGUGCGAGGAUAUAGCUGGGAUCAAUCUUUAUCUGUGGCAGGAGUGUGGAAGAUGUGAGAAUAGUCGACCGGCCAUCUUUGAUUCCUAUAUACCACAAACUUAUACAAAGAGGAGUAGCCGGCAGAAGAGGGAUCUUCAGGAUAUCACCACCACUGCUGAAAGCUAUGAUAGUCCUUUGGAAUCCCUCUACGAUGUGAAUGAGGAAAGGGUUAGCGGUUUAGAAGAACUAAUUGGCAGUUUCCAGAAGGAACUGAAGAAACUCCACAAGAAGCUGCGUAAAGUGGAGGAAUCCUGCAAUUCCGCUGAUACCGAACCGGUGGCUCAAGUGGUUCAAUUGGCUCCUGCUCCGCAGCAAGUGAUCAGCAAGCCCAAGAGGAGCCACUGCGUCGACGACAAGGGAACCACGCGGCUGAAUAACGAAGUCUGGUCACCGGAUGUCUGCACCAAGUGCAACUGUUUCCACGGUCAGGUCAAUUGUCUAAGGGAACGAUGCGGCGAGGUCAGCUGUCCCCCGGGAGUUGACCCCCUCACGCCCCCCGAGGCCUGCUGCCCCCACUGCCCGCCGUCUCUGGUCAAGUGAGGAUCUCAGCCGCAAGAAAUACGCAUAUCGAUGUACACGUUUAUCCGUAGUAGCCACUCACUCACUCUAAUCAAAACGCAAAAAAAAAAAGAAAAAAUAAAAAAACACACCGGCAAUUGCGCAAUGAGCAUGUUUAAUUGACAAUUAACUAACAAUGUACUGCUACACAUGUAAUAAAAUAAAGCACAUUAAUAUUCCAUAAA
This is a messenger RNA of Drosophila takahashii, 5065 nucleotides long. RefSeq names its product Peroxidasin (gene Pxn). The record is from RefSeq and is a predicted model, not a curated record. Gene Ontology annotation, biological process: response to oxidative stress. NCBI's taxonomy places the organism in Eukaryota, Metazoa, Arthropoda, Insecta, Diptera, Drosophilidae. Gene Ontology annotation, molecular function: peroxidase activity; heme binding; protein binding.